Molecule: messenger RNA, 1575 nt
Organism: Bipolaris sorokiniana ND90Pr
Lineage: Eukaryota; Fungi; Ascomycota; Dothideomycetes; Pleosporales; Pleosporaceae
Exons: 3
Coding region: 1-1575 (524 amino acids)
Biological process (GO): transmembrane transport
Molecular function (GO): transmembrane transporter activity
Source: RefSeq, a predicted model, not a curated record
AUGGCUGCUCACGACCCCAAGUCCGAGGCCAGCGCUCACAUUGAAAUUAUUGAUGCGCACAAAAAGGCUGCAAAACCUGUCGUGGGUACUAUCAGACUCUUCGAUGACGAUGGCAUCGUUCUCAUCCCGACUCCGACCAGGGAUCCCAAUGAUCCUCUAAACCUUCCAACAUGGCAAAAGUAUACCAUCCUUGUCAUAGUCGGCCUCUUCGCAGCGUCCGCCAACCUUAUGGCAAGCGGAAUUAGUGCCAUUCUGCCCAUAGUAAAAGCGUCGUAUAAUGGAGAUCCAAAGACAAGCGACCUUGCGACUUGGCCAGCAUUCUUCAUGGGUGUUGGAAAUCUGAUCGCGAUCCCUGUUGCUCAUGCCGUCGGGCGAAGGCCAGUGUACCUCAUUUCGACAAUUGUCUUGUCUUUCGGCUGCCUCUGGUGCGCAUGCAGCGGCAGCUUGGCCUCACAUAUCGCCGGGAGAGACAUUAUGUCCAUUGCUGCAGGCCAAGCUGAAGCCCUCUGUCCCAUCAUUGUGCAAGAGAUUUUCUACUUGCAUGAGAGAGGAAACGUGAUUGCUUGGUUCUGCGCACUCCAGACGCUUGGUACGGCAGCGCUUAUUGUCUCAAGCUCAUACCUCGCAAACGAUCUUGGCUGGAGGUGGUGGUAUGGCGUCUUUGGUUGCCUGAGUGGAGCUAUUGCUCUUCUCAGUAUCAUCUUUGUGGUCGAAACACAUUACGAGCGCACGCUAGAAGCACUGACUGGCCAAGGUAUCGACGAGGACGGAACGCUAGUUCCGGUAACGACAAACACAAAGCGUAAACUCGAUACAGUUAAUUACGCACCGCGUAGCUUUGUUCGAGACAUGCUACCCUGGAAAGGCUAUGCACGCUGGUCAGAAGCAAUCACCUGCUGGAAGCACAUGAUCCAGAUCAUCUGGUUUCCCAACAUUCUUUGGCUGACCUUGAUCAACUCCGUGGCUCUCGGCAUCUAUGUGCUCAUGUCGGCACUUUUUGCCGGUGUCCUUGUACAACCCCCAUAUCUCUGGAACUUUGAUAUGCUGGGCUACGUAUUCGCUGGACAAAUUGCUACCGCAGUUGCCGUUCCCUUCUUCUGCGGAUACUUGAGCGACUUGGUAGUCAAAAUCUUGAGCAAGAGGCAUAACGGCGUCAGUCAGCCUGAGUAUCGGUACAUUGCUCUCAUCAUCCCACUAUUGUCCACACUCAUAUCGACCAUUAUCUUCGGAAUGACUGCGCAGAACCCUAAUGAUUGGAGCUGGGCAGGUAUCGCUGUUACGCUCAACUUUGAGUACUUUGGCUUCGUGGGUAUCGUCGUAUCCAGUUUCGUCUACUGCAUGGAUGCCUACCCUCAGCGUAUUGAUGCUGCCCUUGUUCUCAUCUGCUCUCUGAGAGGCUUCAUCGGGUUCGGAAUCUCCUUUGGCACAGUCAGCUUUGUGGAGAAGGCAGGGUAUGAAGGUGCAUUCAAUAUCUGCGCAGGUAUUGUAGCAGCUUCUAUAGGUCUGGGCAUUCCUGUCUACUUCUUUGGACCAAAGAUUCGUGCCAUCACCCAAAAGUAUGCUCAGGAUGAUUGA